Molecule: messenger RNA, 1500 nt
Organism: Exserohilum turcica Et28A
Lineage: Eukaryota; Fungi; Ascomycota; Dothideomycetes; Pleosporales; Pleosporaceae
Exons: 6
Coding region: 1-1500 (499 amino acids)
Biological process (GO): transmembrane transport; carbohydrate transport
Cellular component (GO): membrane
Molecular function (GO): carbohydrate:proton symporter activity
Source: RefSeq, a predicted model, not a curated record
AUGUUUUCAAAAGUUCCCAAGAUUUACAAUGUCUACUUCUUGGCAAUCAUCGCCACCAUGGGUGUCGUUCAAGGUGCCAUUGGCGCUGCUCUUGCUGCAGGCUCCGUCGUUGGCUCAAUCAUGGCUGGUCCGAUUUCUGACAAAUUUGGUCGCCGCGAUGCCCUCAUGUUCGCCUGUCUCUGGUGGCUCGCCGGGACUGCUUUGCAGGUGGCAGUAACAGGACGAGGCAUGUUGAUCGCUGGCCGAGUGCUGAACGGCGUUACUGUCGGCAUCACUUCGUCUCAGGUGCCAGUAUAUCUUGCAGAAAUCUCCAAGCACUCACAGCGUGGUGCCAUUAUCAUUAUCCAGCAAUUAGCUAUUGAAUGGGGAAUUCUGAUCAUGUACUUUAUCGGUUACGGAUGUACCUUUAUUCCUGGAGAAUCAGCAUCGUUCCGUACCGCCUGGGGUAUUCAGUUCGUCCCUUGCGUCAUGUUCAUGAUCGGGUUGCCUUUUCUACCGGAAUCUCCCCGAUGGCUUGCCAAAGUAGACCGCAGCGAGGAGGCGAUUCACAUCUUAGCAUCUAUUCAAGCCAACGGCAACAUCGAUGACCCAUAUGUUGUUGCAGAGUACGAAGAAAUCAUGACCGUUCUCAAUGCUGAGCGUCAGGCUCCAGCGGGAUGGAGGAAGUUUGUUCUCAACGGCAUGUGGAAGCGAACUCUUGCAGGAUUUUCCGUUCAGGCAUGGCAGCAGCUUUCUGGAGCAAAUGUCAUGACAUACUACGUCGUCUACAUUUUUGCCAUGGCCGGUCUCGAGGGAAACAUCAAGCUUAUUUCCUCUGGAGUCCAAUACGCACUUUUUAUCAUAUUCUCAUCGAUCAUGUUCUUUUUCGUCGAUAAAUUUGGCCGCAGGACUCUCUUGGUAUGGGGCGCGAUCGCAAUGGGUAUCUGCCACUUUGUUGUUGGCGGUGUCCUUGGUGCCAACUACGAAUACGUCCCCGGCGGUGUCGGAGGUGACCAUAACGUUGUCAUGAAGGUUACCGGUGCACCCGCGAACACGGUCAUUGCUUUCUCCUAUCUUUUGAUCAUCUUCUACGCUCUGACGCUGGCACCGAUCUGCUGGGUCUACGCCGCCGAGGUUUGGUCGCUCGAGACACGUGCAUGGGGUAUGGGUAUCGCUGCCACAGGCAACUGGCUAUUCAACUUUGCGAUCGGUCUUUUCAUCCCACCCGCGUUUAUCAACAUCAAAUGGGCGCUGUUCAUAGUCUUUGGCAUACUCUGCUUCCUCGCAGCAAUUCAGUUUUUCUUCACAUAUCCCGAGACUUGCGGAAAGACUCUCGAAGAAGUUGAGUUUAUGUUCAGCAAAGAAGGCCCGCAUGCCUGGCAGACGAAGAAGGGAAGCGACCACAUUCACCGUGAUAUGGAGCACGUGGCAGCUGCUCAAGCCAAAGAAGAUGCGCGGGCUAGCAUCGAGAGAAUCGCAAGAAAGGAGAAGGGCGGCACAGAGCAGACCGAGACUGUCUAA